UCCGGCAGGACCAGGAGGGGGAAGGGACGAGAAGCCCCCCCCGACACCCCCGGGGGGACCCAGGCGUCCGGGAGCGGCCCCCGCCUCCGCAGCGGGAAGAACGGGGCCUCUGUCCCCGCGGGGACAAUGGGGACAUUGACGGGGACCCCCCGGCCCCCCUCUGCCCCCGCAGGACCCCCCAUGGCAGAAAGCGACAACUCCGCCCUCCGAGACCCCGCCCCUGCUGGACCCCGCUCCCAGCCCUGCCGGCCCGUGCCGAGGGUCCACGCCUUUGGAAAGGGGGAGCAGGCACUGCGGAGGGACCCCCGCACCCCCCCCGCCAUGCAGGGCUGGCUGCACAAGCAGGACAGCUCGGGACUGCGGCUCUGGAAGCGCCGCUGGUUUGUACUGGUGGAUCUCUGCCUCUACUACUACCGGGACAGCAGCGAGCAGCAAGUGCGGGGCGGCCUCCCCCUGCCCGGCUACAAGAUCCGCAUCCUGCCCCCCGCCCACCGCGCCCCCCGAGCCCCCCAGUUCCUCUUCACGGCUGAACAUCCCGGGAUGCGGACGUACUGCCUGGGGGCUGAGACCCCCGAGGAACUGCACGCGUGGGUCUGCGCCCUGCGCCGGGGGGCAUCGCCCCUCCCCGGCUCCCUCUCCCAGGAGACGCUCCAGGAACCCCGGGGUGUGGAUCCUCCCUCGCCCCCAUUGCCCACGCAUUCCCCAGGUGAGGGGCUCAGGGACCCACCCGUGCUCCCUCCUUGCUGCCCCUCAGUCUCUGCAGUGCCCCACAGCGAGGUGCCCCCAGCCCAGGAGGAGCCCCCGGUGCGGGGAUGUCCCCCCAGGGCCGGGGACACGCCGGGGGGGCCGCGGGGACCCCCCGAGCCCGCGCCCGCAGGGCGGAGCCCGAGGAAGCCCCGCCCCCUUGGAGCAUCUCAGCAGCCCCCGCCGGAGCGAGACAUCGGGACCAUUCGGCCACCGGCCUCUCCAACCGCCUCUUCUGAUUGGCUGCCGAGCCCCGCCGGGCCCGCGGGCACCGCCCCCGUGCCGGCAUCCAAUGAGGCGUCGCGGCAGCGGCGGGUGGGGGCGGGUGGGCGUGGCUGGCCUCGCGAAGGUGUGGCCGGGCGGCCAAUCAGAAUCACCCUGCUGCAGGCCAGCUUCUGA
Molecule: messenger RNA, 1143 nt
Organism: Prinia subflava (tawny-flanked prinia)
Lineage: Eukaryota; Metazoa; Chordata; Aves; Passeriformes; Cisticolidae
Product: pleckstrin homology domain-containing family A member 4-like
Exons: 8
Coding region: 127-1143 (338 amino acids)
Source: RefSeq, a predicted model, not a curated record